Molecule: messenger RNA, 7206 nt
Organism: Tympanuchus pallidicinctus (lesser prairie-chicken)
Lineage: Eukaryota; Metazoa; Chordata; Aves; Galliformes; Phasianidae
Gene: LRRC8C
Product: leucine rich repeat containing 8 VRAC subunit C
Exons: 2
Coding region: 820-3330 (836 amino acids)
Molecular function (GO): protein binding
Source: RefSeq, a predicted model, not a curated record
GAAAUCUAUCAAGCGUAGAGGCCAUGCUGCACGGUGCAUCCUGAGGACCGCCCCUGGGAGAGCUGGGCACCUGAACCAUGUUGGUAGGUUCCACUGUUCGGCUGAAUCAGGAGUGCGAGCUCUUAAAAUGUGGCAGUGAUAGGUGGUGAUUGUGGUGAGCAUUUACGGUAUUAGUCAAAGGGCACUUCUCAUUAAUUGUCCUUGGGAGUAUUUCUGUUACAUUCCCAUGUGGAUUUAUCUUUCCAUCAUAACUUACUGGGGAGUUUCAGUGCUGGUUUGAUCUCAAGGAUGCAUUACACAACACGCUGUAGGCUUUCGUAUCAGUGUCUCUGCCCGUGCAUGCUUGUCUGGUGGCUGAUUUUUCAGAGGAGUUGGUGACGUCAGCCAGACAUCUGAGGUGAAGAUAAAGCCCUUGAUCUGCCCAUAGCACCCGCAGUUCUGGUUAGCUGAAGUGCUCUAGCAACUUGCACUCAAAACAUAGUAGGUUUAAAACCGCGGUGAGUAUGCGCACAAAUAUUCCAGCACAUCUCAGAAACCACUAUGAAUGGCAACAGAGGUGAACGAAACACAACAGCUAAAAGGGCCUGUGAAACGUGAGCACAUGGUAAGGCUGUAGCCAGCAUCUGAGAUCACAGCCAAUAUAGAGCUGGAAGGACGCAGAGGCCGCGCCAAGCCUCUGGUGGGGGUGGGAGGCUGUGUGGGACCAGUUUGUCUCCCUGCACACACAGGGCCUCAGUGCCGCCAUGGGACACAUUGAGAUGGGUGUCAGAAGGACCAGGUCGGAGGCAGCCAGGGACCUGCUGCCACAUCACGUCCUGGAUGGAUUUCAAACCUUGCAGAAGGACUUUCUUGCUAUCUCAUGUGGCCGGGGAGUGCUGGCUGUGGGAGGCUGAGCUCUGGCCUUGCUCUUUUUCCAGGAGGAUGAUUCCCGUGACCGAGUUUCGGCAGUUCUCAGAGCAGCAGCCGGCGUUCAGGGUGCUGAAGCCCUGGUGGGAUGUGUUCACAGACUAUCUCUCUGUGGCCAUGCUGAUGAUCGGCGUGUUUGGGUGCACACUGCAGGUCAUGCAAGACAAGAUAAUAUGCCUUCCAAAGCGAGUCCAGCCUUGCCAGAACCAAUCUAAUACUUCAGUCGUAAUUAGCACAAUCCCAGAUACAACCCCUCUUCCUCCACCCAAGCCAUCAACUCCUCCAGCUACAGUUGAAAUGAAAGGACUGAAGACUGAUUUGGACCUUCAGCAGUACAGCUUUAUUAAUCAGGUGUGCUACGAACGUGCCCUGCACUGGUAUGCCAAGUACUUCCCUUACCUUGUCCUUAUACACACGCUGGUCUUCAUGCUGUGUAGCAACUUUUGGUUCAAAUUCCCUGGAUCGAGCUCCAAAAUUGAACACUUCAUUUCAAUACUUGGGAAAUGUUUUGAUUCUCCGUGGACAACAAGGGCCUUAUCUGAAGUGUCAGGAGAAGACUCUGAAGAGAAAGAUAACAGGAAGAACAACAUAAACAAAUCUAAUACUACCCAACCAAGCACUGAAGGCACUUUGGUCAAGACACAGUCUUUAAAAUCAAUCCCUGAGAAGCUGGUUGUGGAUAAGGGAACACAUGGGGCACUAGACAAGAAAGAAGGUGAACAGGCCAAAGCACUGUUCGAAAAGGUGAAGAAAUUUAGACUGCAUGUUGAGGAGGGGGACAUACUCUAUGUCAUGUAUGUUCGCCAGACUGUACUGAAGGUAAUUAAAUUCCUUAUUAUCAUUGCUUACAACACAGCACUUGUCUCAGAAGUUAAUUUUACAGUCGUCUGUAAUGUUGAUAUAGAAGACAUGACAGGAUACAAGAAUUUUUGCUGUAAUCACACAAUGGCACAUCUAUUCUCUAAACUGUCAUACUGCUACCUGUGCUUUGUAAGCAUCUAUGGCCUCACAUGCCUUUAUACUCUAUACUGGCUGUUCUAUCGCUCACUGAAAGAGUAUUCCUUUGAAUAUGUCCGGCAGGAGACAGGAAUUGAUGAUAUCCCAGAUGUCAAGAAUGACUUUGCUUUUAUGCUUCAUAUGAUAGAUCAGUAUGAUCCUCUCUAUUCGAAGAGGUUUGCUGUCUUUCUGUCUGAAGUCAGUGAAAAUAAGCUGAAACAGCUGAACUUAAACAAUGAGUGGACUGCAGAUAAACUAAGACAGAGGCUACAAAUGAACUCCCAUAGCCAUUUGGAGCUACAGCUUUUCAUGCUCUCUGGGCUACCUGACACAGUGUUUGAAAUUACUGAGCUGCAGUCUUUAAAACUUGAAAUCAUUAAUAACGUAAUGAUACCAGCAACCAUUGCACAGUUGGACAAUCUCCAGGAGCUGUCACUGCACCAGUGUUCUGUUAAGAUCCACAGCGCUGCCUUGGCCUUUCUGAAGGAGAAUCUCAAGAUCCUGAGUGUGAAAUUUGACGACAUCAGAGAACUUCCGCACUGGAUGUAUGGCCUCAGAAAUCUGGAAGAACUCUACUUAAUUGGCUCCUUAAGUCAUGAUAUUUCCAAAAACAUUACAUUGGAAUCUUUUCGGGAACUUAAAAGCCUUAAAGUUCUUUACAUAAAAAGUAAUUUGUCAAAAAUCCCACAAUCUGCAGUCGAUGUUUCAAGUCACCUGCAAAAGUUGUGCAUCCAUAACGACGGCACUAAGCUAGUGAUGCUCAACAACCUGAAGAAGAUGGUCAACUUGACACAGCUGGAACUGGUUCACUGUGAUUUAGAGCGCAUACCUCACGCAGUCUUUAGCCUUCUCAGUCUUCAGGAGUUGGAUUUAAAGGAAAACAACCUCAAAUCCAUUGAAGAAAUAGUAAGUUUUCAACAUCUGAGAAAACUGACAAUCCUAAAGCUGUGGUACAACAGUAUAACAUACAUCCCAGAGCACAUAAAGAAACUCACUAGUCUCGAACGGCUUUCCUUCAGCCAUAACAAAAUAGAGGUUCUUCCAUCCCACCUGUUCCUAUGCAACAAAAUCAGAUAUUUGGAUUUGUCUUACAAUGACAUUCGCUUUAUUCCCCCUGAAAUAGGAGUCCUGCAGAGUUUACAGUACUUUUCUAUUACUUGCAACAAAGUGGAGAGUGUGCCAGAUGAACUAUACUUUUGCAAAAAACUUAAGACUCUGAAAAUUGGGAAAAAUAAUUUGUCUGUCCUUUCACCUAAAAUUGGUAAUUUGGUAUUCCUCUCCCACUUGGAUAUUAAAGGCAAUCAUUUUGAAAUUCUCCCACCAGAACUUGGUGAAUGUAGGUCUCUGAAGCGGACUGGUUUCACUGUAGAGGACACUUUGUUUGAAACGUUGCCUUCUGAUGUCAGGGAACAAAUGAAAGCUGAAUAAAUAGCUUCCUCUUCCUCAGUUUUACAGAAAUAACGCUUCUACCAAAUACCCUGUAGAAAGUGCAUACUCUGAAUAUGCAUUCAGUUUGUUAUCUUUUUUUUUUUUUUUUGCCUUUUCAAAAAGUCCUUUCUGUACAAACAAAUUUGGAGUAAGGAGUACAUAUAUUUUUAAAAUAAAAUUUUCUUGUAUUUUUUCACUGUUUUAAGAUAUUUUAAAGUUUAUUUUGCCCUGACAGCAAGGGUGUUUGUAACUUAAUUUUUACUAGCAAAAGUAAGUGGUUUUAUCUGCUGUUGGUUGUUUUUUUUCUUUUUUUUCCCUCUUUGGUAAAUCCCAAUAGGGAAAUUGUAUUUAAACUGUAUGUUUUGAAUUGCAUAAUUUGUAACAGGUAAUUAUAUUGUCUUCCUGGUUACUGUUAAUCUCUUAGGAUGAGGUCUUCAACAGGUAGUACUGCAGGUGCUGAAUGCCUCAUUCCCUCUUUUUUUUUUUUGUGGGAGCUGAAGGUGUUCAACAUCUAACAAGGUCUGGGUUGACCUUUAAUUUAUGGCACUGUUUUCUCAGAUGGUCAAAGCAAGCAGAUACGGUUCUUUCCAUACAAGGGCUGGAGGUAUUUUCAUAAGUUGGAGGGAACAUGCAGAACUUCUCCAGGGCCUUUUGGAAAGCGUAGUCUAGGUCUGUUUGCCUGCUGUCCGAGCAGGAGGCACUGACUGCGAUUUCCGCUCCGGAGCCGGAGGAGUAAGGGCACAGGUCAGAGAGGAGUCCCUACCAAAAUGACUCAUGCUGAAGAUUUUAUGAACAGUGCAAAGGGAUUCAGCUGCCCGUUUCCUGCUGACGUGAAUGGAAGGGGUGCAAUGAACUCGCAGUGUUGAAAAAGUCAACCCAGGGAGAUAAAACACUAUUUUCAAAAAUGCUCUACCCAUCUUCCACUUAAUGUGCGGUCCUGCAAGGGAGAAAGUGUCCUCUGUGUCUCUCAGUCACUUCCCACAGGGAUGCUUGGCACCAUGCAGGACCGGGAUUCAGAAAAAGUGCAAUCAUCUUUAGCUUGUGAACCUUCUGGCAAGGAAAUAACAUUAUUUUUAGCAGUGAACAUGCUCCUUAUUUAAGCUUUGGUAUUGCCAAGCCCAACACAAGAACAUUUGCAGAUUUGCAAAAAUGGGAUUCAUUGAAUACAUUAACUUUUUCAAAGUCUCAGCCUCCAGAGGACAGUGAUGAAGGCUCUGUUUUCCUCUCCCAGAUAGUAAUUAAAUCAGAGGUCAUACAUUUGGAGGUCUGUCUGCUUUUUAAAAUAAUUUAAUAGACAAUAAUAUCUUUAGUGAUUAUGCUUCAAGUUGGGAACUUUGUCCUCUGAAACUGUUCUGUUUAUUUAUCCAGCUGCUUGCUUUCUUCUAGGCAAGCUUGGUAGACAUAGUCCAUGAACACUCACGUGCUGCUCGCAAGCUAAUUUAAGCUAAUAAAAAAUGACCAUAUGAUUGCAAAGUGCUUGGCUGGGAGGAGAUCUUUUCAUCCUAUCCAGCAAUGCACAUUGAGUCAGAUGCAGGCACUGGAUAAAUGCUUUGCAAGAAUAUCUAGGAGUAAGUACUUCUUUCUCUAGGAGCCAAUGCUGUUCAUAAGUUGCAAAUUGUUCAAAGUUCUGUAAAAUAACUGCUUGACUAUGGCUGGGUUGGUUGCUCUUAAAUGUUUUCUAGCUGCAAUCAAGUGUUUUGAACCACCAUCGUUCUGAGUUCUUGAGCUUAUUGUUGUUUUGAGUCAGACUUACACAGGUGGGGAGACAAAAUGAGUAUUUCCCCAUUCAUUCAGGGUGUGAUGCACAAUCCAAUAAGUAGGUUUGCCCCUAGACUCAGUGAGUAAUUUGUUGUACUUGAGCGUGUUCUGGAGAAGAUCUGUGUGAUUAAUCAAAGCUGGGUCAGGCUUUGAUUCAUGAAUCAAAAUGAUUUUUUUCCAAGUGGUUUGAUUUAGUUCUAUGAAAGAGCUAUAACUGAUGUAGCUGUUGCAAGAGCUACUCUUAGUCAUAUAUGGAAAGCACUUAUUGGAGCAGCUUGGCAGUAUAUAUAUAUUCUAAAUGUGUUUCACUUUGAUGUAAUGUGAGGGAGAGAAAUGUUUCGUUGCUCAUAUUAACCUAAUUAUGUAAACCAAAGUGCUGUUGUCCCUGAUGAAUGUAAACUGUUUAAAAUGUCCAAGUAAUCAGUGGAGCUGUAUAGUUGUCUUAUUUAGAUUUGGAAUACGGGAUUACAUUUGAAGUUUUGUUGUUUUUUUUUUUAUCUUUAUAUUCCUAGAUGUCGCAUUUUAAGCCUAUAAUUUAUUUUGUGUCUAAUGUUGUUCCAUGUGCAGCGCUCUGUCUUCUGAACGGAAAUUAUGCACACCUCAUAACUGAAGGCUGGAGAUUUGUUCUGUUCUCUGUUUUUAAAUACAUCAUAGAGGAUGUGGGGGUUUUCUUUGCCACUGAUUAUAUUUAUGCCAUUGCAGUUCCUCAUGUGGACGCAGUUACAUGAGUAUAAAGUGCCUUGUGCUGGUAUUUCCGUAAUCACUUUCUGCAUAGGAAUAAAUCUUACCAGCCUAAGCACUUUCAAGUUAAUAACUGUAUCUUCCCCAAUGGCUUGGUCUGCUGGAACAGCUUAUUCAAUGGAACAGCUCGCUGCCCCUGAGGAGGAAUUUCCUUGGUGUCCUUCCUCAUCCCCUGCUCCCAUUCCACAGCAUCUGACUGCUUCGCUCGUACCUUUAUGGUUCUGGUGCUUGCCUGUUUCCUCCACAGGACAAAUCAACAUACUGAGCCAGCAGAAAACAAAGCCAGUAAGAAAAAAAAAAAAAAAGAAAAGGACACAUUUGCUGCAGGCUCAGCUCUCUGAAGGAUCGAUGGCAAGGGCCCGGGGCUGCAGCCAGGGUCUGUGCCUGGAGCAGUUGGAUGGGUCGCUCUGGAGAUGCUAGGUCAGCUCAGCACUUGGAGAGCCGUGUGCUGUGUCUGUAACAGAGUCAGGUGGCAGCCUUUCGUGGGUAGACAGCCCUCAGGCUUGUGGUGAAUGAAAAAAAUAUCAGAUCACUGUUAAACUGAUUGAAACAAACUCAGGUAGCUGCACUGCUGACUUUUCUAUACUUACUAUCUAGUCUGUGGGGUGCAUUUUCCUAAACUGUGUUACAGUAUUUUAGAAGUGUGUCAGCACAGAGAAGAUUGUUUCCUAAUUCUGUAUGACCUCCUGGAAAACAUAUAAAAGUGCCAUAUUUACUCAGUGAUUCAUGUACUGCUCAUAUGUAUAUUCAUGUGCAAUUGUGUACUAGAAAACUUUUCUGUGAACUACAGUAUUUGGCUUGGAAUGGAUGGACUUUUUAUGGAUAAUCAGGCAUGGUUUGUAUGAGUUCAUAUAAUUAAUUACACUAAUCAGGUGCCUAAUGAUAACUAAUACAAUGGCCAGAAUAUAAGAGAGUCAUUUAACAUUAUUGCUUUAAAAUAAUGCAAGUCUUCCUUGGUAGCAGAAGCAGAGGCGACAGCAUGCCUCAAAAAAAAGAAGACAAUCUUAAUUGUGCAUUAAGCCUGAAAAACAAAACUACUUUGAGAUCAAAAUUGGACAGUGUGCACUUCCCCCUUUGUCACAGUUAGGAUGGAUAUCAUGCUGACCUUGUGCAUCUAGCCAAUUCAGCAGCUUCUGCAAAUGGUGAUUGUGAAGCGCCCGCUCCAAGUCUCAUAUUGCGGUUCUGGCACUUCCACUUCUUGGGUUGAGUGGUGACAGGUCCUGUAAGAAUGCCAAGGAAAAACUCUGAGAUUUGACCAAAUGGACAAACACCUUAAUUCUGUACCAAGAAUCUGAAUUUGUCAAUAGAUCUGCCUAGUGUUACAUUGCAAUAUAGUGCACCCAGGAAAAAGUGAAAUAAAACAUUCUUUUAUAAUAA